Dreissena polymorpha is the source of this 3006-nucleotide messenger RNA. RefSeq names its product coadhesin-like. The record is from RefSeq and is a predicted model, not a curated record. The transcript has 19 exons. NCBI's taxonomy places the organism in Eukaryota, Metazoa, Mollusca, Bivalvia, Myida, Dreissenidae. The coding region runs from base 1 to 2607 and encodes 868 amino acids. Gene Ontology annotation, molecular function: protein binding.
AUGGCGGUCACCAUUUUGGCGGUGUUUCUGAUCGGACUUUUGAGAGCAGACGCCCAGUACUGCCCAGCUCCUGGCUAUUUGGUGAAUGGGAACAGUCCCAUUCCGGACAGCUAUCUCACGUGCUCCUCCGAGUGGAGUCCGGGCGCUAAACCUUACGACACUCACGGCCCAGAAAGAGCAAGCCAACCCACAUUUCCAGAGGGGAAUCUGCAGGGAGCAAGGGUUGUCUUCAGACAGACCACACACGAUAGUUUCAGGCUUGACUAUAAGGCUGAAAUUAUAAACGGGAUGUACCUCAGGGGUGCGUGGAGUGCACAAACAAACGAUGCGAAUCAAUGGAUUCAGAUAUUCCCUGGAAACACUGAUCAAGACUCGCACAAGACAAAUCAGCUUCCUACCCCAGUGUUCGCUCGAUGCGUGCGCAUCCAAGCUGUUUCAUGGCAGCAGCACGUGUCAAUACGAUUUGACGUCCUUGGAUGUCAGUGUGGACAGCAAUGUCCAGUGAACGGUGGAUACAGUACGUGGAGUAGCUGGGGCGCUUGUUCAGUCACGUGCGCUUCCGGUGAAAAUUUAAGAACUAGGUCAUGCAACAACCCAUCUCCGGUAUACGGCGGAUCAGACUGCAGUUCUUUGGGGUCCAGUACGGAAACACAGCCAUGCAAUACUGGGAUCACCUGCCCCAUAAACGGCGGCUACACCGCGUGGAGUUCGUGGGGCACGUGCUCAGUCACGUGUGCGAGCGGCACGUGGACCCGGUCAAGAUCCUGCACGAACCCCGCACCCCAGCACAAGGGCGCAGACUGCACCUCCCUUGGAGCGGCUACUGAAACAACGAGUUGUAAUACCGGAAUUAUGUGUCCAAUAAACGGUGGUUACAACGCUUGGAGCUCUUGGGGCACAUGCUCUGUCACGUGCGCGAGCGGCACGUGGACCCGGUCUAGAUCCUGCACGAACCCCGCACCCCAGCACAACGGCGCAGACUGCACCUCCCUUGGAGCGGCUACUGAAACAACGACGUGUAAUACCGGAAUUAUGUGUCCCAUAAACGGCGGCUACACCACGUGGAGCUCUUGGGGCACGUGCUCAGUCACAUGCGCGAGUGGCACGUGGACCCGGUCUAGAUCCUGCACGAACCCAGCACCCCAGUACAAUGGCGCAGACUGCACCUCCCUUGGAGCGGCUACUGAAACAUCGACUUGUGAUUCAGGAAUUAUGUGUCCGAGUAAGAAUCCCCAACUGUUAUAUGUCAUGUUUGAUGCUGAUAUGUCUUGCAAAUAUCUUCUAAUAAACGGUGGCUACACCGCGUGGAGCGCUUGGGGCACGUGCUCAGUCACGUGUGCGAGCGGCACGUGGACCCGGUCUAGAUCCUGCACGAAUCCCGCACCCCAGCACAAAGGCGCAGACUGCACCUCCCUUGGAGCGGCUACUGAAGCAACGGCUUGUAAUACCGGAAUUAUGUGUCCAAUAAACGGCGGCUACACCUCGUGGAGCUCAUGGGGCACGUGUUCAGUCACGUGCGCAAGCGGCAUAUGGACCCGGUCAAGAUCCUGCUCGAACCCCGCACCCCAGCACAAGGGCGCAGACUGCACCUCCCUUGGAGCGGCUACUGAAACAUCGAGUUGUAAUACCGGAAUUAUGUGUCCUAUAAACGGCGGCUACACCUCGUGGAGCGCUUGGGGCAUGUGCUCUGUCACGUGCGAGGACGGCACGAAAAUCCGAUCAAGAUCCUGUACAAAUCCAGCACCUCAGCACAAUGGCGCAAACUGUAACUCCCUUGGAGCGGCGUCUGAAACAUCGAGUUGUAAUGCCGGAAUUAUGUGCCCCAUCGACGGUGGCUACACUUCCUGGACAAUGUGGUCAGCGUGCUCAGUCACGUGCGAAAAAGGAUCAAUGUCAAGGUCAAGGACGUGCUCUAACCCCACACCGCUGCACAAUGGGGCAAAUUGCGACAAGUUUGGGGCGAACAACGAAGAAGAAGCUUGCGACGCGGGAAUCAUGUGUCCAAUCGAUGGAGGAUACGCUGACUGGUCUGGCUGGUCUAAAUGUUCAGCUGAGUGUGGGUCUGGCUUCAUCAACCGCACAAGAACCUGUACCAACCCGGAGCCGCAGUACGACGGCGCUUCCUGUGCCGUUAUUGGUUCACCUGACGAUUCCGAAGUUUGCGAUACUGGUGUACCGUGCAAAGUGGACGGAACAUGGGGAAAAUGGCAGGCCUGGUCCGUUUGCUCUAAAACCUGUGGGGGCGGAAAAUCCCAGAGGGUUCGAUACUGCGACAACCCGGCUCCUAAAGGCGGUGGUGCCCCUUGCUUUGGCAGUGCGAUGGAGACAAAGACGUGUAGCAGCGAGAAGUGUCCAAUUGACCCGAAUGCAAACGCUUACUCUGUACAGAAGUGUCCUAACGGCUUCUUCGCCUGCAAGACGGGCUCGAUCACGUGCAUUGAGGACCUGUUCGUUUGCGACUGCGCGGAGGACUGUGCUGACGGAAGUGACGAAAGCAAGACAUGGGCCCAGUGUCCAACAACCUGCAAGAGCAACGCGAAAGCUCUGAAGGCCACCAUUGGGACAUUGGCCGUCAUGAUGGCGAUCAUCAACUUGCUGCAUAUUUGAUAAUAAAACAAACUUACCAGCACAGGUGUCCUUAAUUAGAGUAUUAAAUUGUAACAAUGAAAUGAAUCGAUACAGUGUAUUUUACUAGAAAUACUUUAGUCUGUAUUUUAACAGCGGUUGAUACUAUCCAGUUUAAUGUUAAUUAGUUUCAAGUAUAAUUUUGUUAGGUAAUUAGUAUUAAGUAUUAUUGGAUUGAUCUGACAUUUAUAAAACUAUUUUUGUAUUUUAGAUGUAUUCUAUCCGUUUUUGAUUGUCGUUAUAUAUUAUUUAUCUGCACAUUUAAUGUUCGUGUGUAAAGCACUUAAAUCACGUGAUGUUUAAAAAAUAUAGACUCGCAAAAAAGAUUGUUACUGCUUGUAAAAACAAAUUUUUUUCACAUUGAUAUACUUUUUUGUACAU